This is a messenger RNA of Symbiodinium natans, 2274 nucleotides long. Lineage: Eukaryota; Dinophyceae; Suessiales; Symbiodiniaceae. The record is from the annotation of a GenBank genome assembly.
AUGAAGGGCGCGGGCGUGGACAUCGCGCCCUUCAGGAAGCUCUUGCUUGUAGUCCUCUUGCAAGUCUUCAGUGUGGAUGCCAGCCUUUCCAACAGCUGCGUGGGCCGCUGCGACGUGCUCCAGCCUGGUGCUGAUUGCCAAUGUAUCAGCUGGUGCGUGGAGCUCGGCGACUGUUGUUCGGAUUACCCGAGCUGCCACAAUGGGAACCUCGCGCCAGAACCUGUGGAGACGACUGUUCAGUGGCACAGGCCAACCACCACGACCCCUGAGGUAUCCUUCCUUCAUUUCGAGCCCGAGACGACACUGCCCCAGACGACUCUGCCCGAGACGACACGGACCACCAUCACAGCAACCACGAGGACAACGAUCACAACCGUUACAACAGUGACGUUGACAACAGUUACAUCGCUCACGUCCACGUCUCUCACUACUCUCACGACCACUUCAGAGACGACCCUGACAGCAACUACAGUGACUACAGUUUCCUCAACCACAGUGACAAGCACAACUGCAACAACGGUAACCGCCACGCAGACGUUGACCAGCACAAGCAUCACCAGCACCAGUGUGACGACGCUGACUGCAACAACGAGCCUGACCGGCACCUUCACAACGACAGCGACUUUCACGCCUACAACCUCCCUGACAACACGGACUUCAACGAUGACGAGCACAACAGGCAGCUCCACCACGACAGCGACUUUGACGCCUACAACCUCCUUGACAACAUGGACUUCAACAAGAACGAGUGUGACAAGUAGCUUCACAAGGACAGUGACAACAAGGACAUUCUCAACGACGAGCGUUGCAACAUCCUCGACGGAAGAAGCUGCGGCACAAACAGCGAUGCCAGAGAAGGUCCUGCCGGACGAGAUAGUUGUGGGAAACCUCGCUGUCACUCAGCAGAACUGUGAGAUGGGCCUAGAGGACACCACAGUCGAGGUGGAGGUGAAUGGGCAAACGCGCAGUUUUCUGCUGUUUCUUCCUCCGGCCGUCUUUGCUGGUCGGCUUCCACUUUGGCUGGUCUUUCAUGGCACAGACGGCAAUGCUGAAGACUUCCUGCGAUACACAGGCCUGGGCGAGUUCUCUCGAAUGCAGCAUGUCGCCCUUGUGGUUCCGCAGGCGAUGGCGAACUCCGACUACUAUGGUGAGUCUCAGUUCAACGUGGGUUUGCACAGCCAACGUGAGGAUCGACAGGGGGUGCACGAUGUGGACCUGGUUCGAGCAAUCCUGCGCAAGGUGACGCAGCUGUCAUGCAUAGACCUUCGACGGAUCCAUUGCACUGGCUACUCCAAUGGAGCCCGUUUCUGUAUGCGGCUGGUCUCAGAGUUGCCGAGCAUAAUCGCCUCCGUGGCUCCUGUGGCAGGACUUCGGUAUCCAACCCCGAACAAUGCGAGCAGGCCCAUUCCAAUCCUGGCCUUCCAUGGGGACGCUGAUCCAAUCAACCCGUGGGGAGGCCAUGGCAUGGGCUAUUGGGGGUCCUCGGUCCCUGCAUCCUUGCAGAAGUGGGCCAGGUUCAAUCGCUGCAGUCAUGCAGACAUGGCCCCAAGCUUCGUGUGGCAACAAGGUUUUUCAAUGGCAUCGUACACUGGUUGCGAAGACGAGGCGACAGUGGAGCUCAUCCGACUGAGCGGCGCUGGUCACCAGUGGCCCAACGCUGCAUGGGCGAUCCCAAAUCUGGGCCAGGUAGCUAGGAUUAAUGCAAACCGCCUCAUCUAUGAGUUCUUCGACAAGCACCGGCUGCCGAGUAAGUGGAGCAUCUUACAGAUGAAAACGCAGGCUGGAGCCCUGUCCCCUGGGCAGAAAGGCUUCCGAUCUGAACUCGUUCUGGUGCUGGCUGGCCUUGCGGCCCUGAGUCUUGUGCUGGCCUGGUGCAUGAUAGCUCCGCGCCGCGCCAGCUGCAGCUCGGAGCAUCGGUCAGUGCCGGCCGGCUGUGAGCUGAAUCUGGAGAUGGGUCUGGACCUAAUGCCCGCUGCUGGCAGAGUUCGCGAGCAAUGCCUAGCCACGCCAUUGCGUGUCGAGGUGUUGACCGUGGCAUUUGACUUAUGCAGGCUGACUCCUGUGUCCAAAGGGCAAGGGAGGGAAUGGUACAUCGCCUGGAUGGGGUUGAACAAGGAGGACUACUGGUGGUACCGAGACCUCAGAAAGUUUGGCUCAGUCCCCCAUGCUGGUUUUGGAGUGGGCUUCGAGCGACUCGUCAUGCUCUGCACUGGCGUCCAGAACAUUCGCGAUGUCAUCCCCUUUCCGCGGUACCCAGGACAUGCUGAAUUCUGA